CUCUCCUGGGCACCACUGUUUGCUGGUCUGGCAGCCAGGGGUCCGGGUAGGGCCCUCCCUGGGCCAUGGGGACAGAAAGCCAGAUGGAGGGGUGUCCAAUGUUGUGGGGCAGAAUUACAAGAUGUGGCCCUGUGGCUUUGGGUGACAGGUCUGCAGUCGAAGCAGGGUGCAAUGCAUGCUGAGUUUGUUAGAUGUGGGGUUUUAUGUAUGUUUUAUACCAGCAUGUGUUUUGUUGCACGUUAUGUUUCUCAUGCUGCACAUAUAAACUAUUUAUGAACUGUUGUUUUCUGCAUAGCUGGCGUGGUGUAAGUGCUGUGGAGGGUACCAGAGUGCAGAGUGUGUGUACCCAUGUGGAGGGGGCAGUUGUGUACCUUUGAGUGGGAAGGUGUCACGUCUGGGUCGCAUUUCUGUGGCCCUGCUGAGUUGUGGUCCAGUCUUCGUGAGGAUGGCCGGCUAGGUGGGUUUGUGUAUCUGUGGGAGGAGUGAGUUGCAUUGGGGGGUGCACAUCUAGAACUCAGGUCCCUUGGAUCAUAUGGGAAGCGAGAAACCCCAGGGUGUGUCUCAGGUACUUGUAUGGCAGCUGGCACUGGUGUGAGGGGCUCUGGCUGGAAUGUGCAGGUUGUGUUUAUGGGAUGGUGGGCAGCUGAGCGAGGGAAAGGUUGUGUGUUUGCAACAUUCUCUCCAGGAUUCUUUUGUGACGUUGUUUGUGGGAGCCUGUCCGUGCUGUUGGGCUGGGAGGCGAGCUGGUCAGAAAACACUUGUGGGGAGGGAGGUGGCGUGACAAGGGCAAUGUGGGCCUCAGACUGGAGAUCCGCGCAAGCUGUGUGUGCGUGCCUGCCUUCUGUGUGUUUAAGUGGCCGUGUGGGGCUGCUGUGGGGAUAUGUUAUGAAGAAGGCAGAGAGAUAAAUAUGGGGCAGAGCAAGGGCAGCCGGCGGGAGGCCUGGGUGUUGUCGUGGUGGCCCAGCUAGUCUUUGUGCAGGGUCUGUGUGCUUGCCCCUCACCGGCCUGCCCAGCAUGUCAGGGUCACCGGGAGGAGAGGCCUGGCGGCUGCAAGGAAACUGAGCUUGGACAGACUGGCUCCUUGGCCAUGUUUACGUAAAGGCCGGGUGUGACUCUUGUCACUGAAAUGGAAAAAAGAAACACGAAGUUUUCAGUCUCCUCCUCCUGCUUCACCCUCUCUCUGCCCCCCUUACGGGUAUCUCUGCUUUUCCGUCUCUUCUGUGACGCACACUGGGCCACUCCUGCAACUGUGGAAGGGUCUGGGAACAGAAUUCGCUCACUAGGCAGAUUCCUCAGAACAGGUUUUCCUCACCUUUGGGGCCUGGGCUGUUUUGUAGAUGUGUGUGUGCAUGUAGGGGUGAGUGGUAUGCGUGCUCCAAGUGUGCAUGCCACUGUGGACUGCGCGUGGCCUGGCUGGAAGGGCGGAUAUGCAUGGGGGUCGGAGAGGGCACUAUGGUGGGGCCCUCCUGCUUGAGGGGUGCUGGCUGCUGGGUGAGGCCUGCACAACAGGUGCACGACGGCCUGGUGGAGGGGAAGGAGGCCUAGACUAGAACUGAAGAGUUCUGGCCCUCCCACUUCCUCACUGGCGCUUGCCCUGAGUGAGCCUCAGUUCCUCAUCUGUAAAAUGGGGCUAAUUACAUGCCUUGCCUAUCUUCCAACAGGGUAGUAAGUAAGUACCACAUGGGAAGUGUACCUGGAAAGUAGCUACAGUUGGGGGCUAUGCCUGUGCCAGCCACUGUUAGCCCUCUGCCAGCACGGAGCCCUGUCUCAGGGCUUGGCUAAUAACAAUAGCAGUAAACACUCAUUAGCACUUGCUAUGUACCAGGCACUAUUCUCAGUGCUUUUACAUAUGAUCACUCAUUUAGUCUUCGCAACGCCCUGUGGAAGUAGAUGUUCUCAUUACUUCUCUUUUUCAGACGAGACAGCUGAGGCCCAGAGAAAUAAUUUGCCCAAAGCCACUUAGCUAGUAAGAGGUAAAGGUGGAUUUGAACCCAGGCAGUCAGGUUCCAGAUCCUGUGCCCUUAUAUACUGUCCUCUGCUGCCCUUCUGAAGCUUUCUGUGCACCUCCACUACACACACACGCACACACACACACUUCUCCCCAAUCUCUGCAGAACUUAGCACCUGCGCCCGGCUAUUUUAGAAGACCAGUGUGCUCAGACAGUGACUCAGGGCGUCCCAGCCUGGGGAGUGAGAACCUAAUAUCUGCUGCUGAGUGGUGGCCAUCGGGGCAACAAAUGUUGAUGAGCCAGGCGAAGGAGAGCUUGUCCUUGCCCUGUGGGUCAGGGAGGGCCAAGAGGGAGGUGACAUUUGAAUUAGAUUUUCACACUUUGGAGGGAUUUGGGGAAGAGGUUGGGGAAAGGUUGCGUUUCUGGCAGGAGAACCAGGAUAGGCAAAGGCAUGAGGGUGUGGGACACAUGAGGUUCAAGAGCACACCGGGUGCUUGAAGGGAGGCUGACACCAGGCAAGACUAGAAAGGAAGAUUGGAGCUAGACUCUUGAAUGGCUGGCUGAGGAAUUCAAACUUUAUUCUGGAGUGAGUGGGGACCAGUGAAGGUUUCUGAGCCCAGGAGUGAUACCACCUGAGCUGCCCUGGGGAAGCUGGCCCUCAGUGAGAGGAAGGCUGGAUGGUGGAAGAUAAGCCUGGAGGCAGGGGAAUGGCUGAGGCCAUGGCCUUGGACCCUGUGAGUGUUAACAAGGCCCUGAGCUAGUGUAGGGGCCAGAGGCGGGUUGAAGGGAAGGCUUCCAGAGCCAUUCCAAGCUAGGCUGCAGAUUCGACCAGACUUGGUGACCGCUAGAUGUGGGGAGCGAGGGAAAGGGCGGAGUCAGACACGACACAGUUUGCACCUAGUGCGGAGACCUCGCGUGGUGAUUUCUGUAACCGCUGGCUGGCCAUAGGCCCCGUCAGGGGACAGUCCGGCGUUGUGGAGAGGAAAAGACUCAGCAUCUGGGUUCACACAGGCCUGGAUUUGAAUUUUGACUCUGCUGCUCACAAGCUGUGUGACUUUGAGCAAGAAGGAAGAGGCCCUGCAGAAGAGACUCGCUGAGCCACCCCCGCUCCACUCCAUGUUGGCUGUGCUCUCAGGCUGGCGCCAUGCCCCCCCCUGCAGAGGUGACGGAUCCGUCCCAUGCCCCCGCCGUCCUGCGCCAGCUCAAUGAGCAGCGUCUCCGUGGCCUCUUCUGUGACGUCACCCUCAUAGCCGGAGACACCAAGUUCCCUGCUCACCGCAGUGUCCUGGCUGCUUCUAGUCCCUUCUUCAGAGAGGCCCUGCUCGCUUCAGCCCCACUGCCCCUCCCACCAGUUACUGGGAGCUCAGCCCCCAACCCUGCCACCACCACAGCUGCCUCCUCCUCCUCCUCCUCCUCCUCCUCUUCCUCCUCCUCUUCCUCUUCCUCCUCCUCCUCCUCCUCUUCCUCUUCCUCCUCCUCCUCCUCUUCCUCCUCCUCUUCUUCUCCUCCAGCCUCACCCCCUGCUUCAUCCCCACCCCGAGUCCUGGAGCUGCCAGGAGUCCCAGCAGCCGCCUUCUCUGAUGUCCUCAAUUUCAUCUACAGUGCCCGGCUUGCACUACCUGGCGGUGGAGGGGACGGGGCAGCUGUGGCAGAGAUCGGAGCUCUGGGGCGGCGUCUGGGCAUAUCCCGCCUGCAGGGCCUGGGGGAGGGAGGUGAUGCCUGGGUACCUCCUGCCCCAGCCCCCAUGGCCACCUCGCAGCCUGAAGAGGACAGCUUCGGGCCUGGGCCUAGGCCAGCUGGAGAAUGGGAGAGUGACAGGGCUGAGGCCCAGGCUCCGGACUCACAGCCCCCCCUGCCCCGGCGGCCCCUCCCCUGCCCCCGAUGUGGGAAAAGCUUCAUCCAUCCCAAGCGGCUACAGACCCAUGAGGCACAGUGCCGACGGGGGGCCAGCACUCGGGGGUCUGCAGGGCUGGGAGCAGGCGGCUCUGGCCCCAGUGGUCCUGCAGGAGUGGAUGCCUCAGCCCUGCCCCCACCAGUGGGCUUCCAUGGUGGCCCAGAGCACGUGGUGAAGGUGGUGGGUGGCCACGUGCUAUAUGUGUGCGCGGCCUGUGAGCGUUCCUACGUGACCCUGUCCAGCCUGAAGCGGCACAGUAAUGUACACUCGUGGCGGAGGAAGUACCCCUGCCGCUAUUGUGAGAAGGUGUUCGCCCUGGCUGAGUACCGCACCAAGCACGAGGUGUGGCACACCGGGGAACGCAGGUACCAGUGCAUCUUCUGCUGGGAGACCUUUGUCACUUAUUAUAACCUGAAGACCCACCAGCGAGCCUUCCAUGGCAUUAGCCCGGGCCUCCUGGCCAGUGAGAAGACACCCAAUGGAGGCUAUAAGCCCAAGCUCAAUACCCUCAAGCUGUACCGCCUGCUCCCCAUGCGGGCAGCCAAGCGGCCCUACAAGACCUACAGCCAGGGAGCCCCCGAAGCCCCCCUUUCUCCAAGCCUCAACACACCGGCCCCUGCAGCAAUGCCAGCCAGCCCACCACCUGGACCCCCACCUGCCCCAGAGCCUGGCCCUCCACCCUCUGUCAUCACUUUUGCCCACCCAGCUCCAUCUGUCAUUGUUCAUGGGGGCAGUAGCAGUGGUGGAACAGGGAGUGGGCCAGCCAGCACAGCGGGGGCCCAAGCCGCCUCGGUCAUCACUUACACUGCUCCCCCAAGGCCUCCCAAAAAACGUGAGUACCCACCUCCUCCCCCCGAGCCUGCAGCUACACCAGCAAGCGUAGCCACAGCAGUCAGCCCAGCAACAGCCGCAGGGCCCGCCACAGCCACAGAGGAGGCCAAGGGCCGGAACCCACGGGCUGGAAGGACUCUGACAUACACGGCCAAGCCAGCUGGUGGGAUUGGUGGGGGCGGGGGUCCCCCUGCAGGCCCUGGCCGGGGCCCCUCUCAGCUACAGGCUCCACCUCCACUGUGUCAGAUCACUGUGCGAAUCGGUGAGGAGGCCAUUGUCAAGCGCCGCAUCUCAGAAACUGACCUGCGUCCUGGGGAGCUGAGCGGAGAGGAGGUGGAGGAGAGUGAGGAGGAGGACGAAGAGGAGGACGAUGAUGAUGAUGAUGAGGAGGAGGAGGAGGAGGAGGAGGAGGAAUCAAAGGCUGGUGGGGAGGACCAGCUCUGGAGGCCCUACUACUCGUACAAGCCCAAGCGCAAGGCUGGAGCUGCAGGCACAGGCAGCACUGGGGGCAGCGGGAUGCCCAGAGGCCGCCGGCCGCCACGCUGGAGACAGAAGCUGGAACGGAGGAGCUGGGAUGAGACCCCCGCGGCCGAGGGCGCUGCAGGGCGUGCCCGUGGCGAGCGGAGGCACCGCUGCGGGGACUGUGCCCAGACAUUUGCCACUCUGAGGAAGCUGCGAAAGCACCAGGAGGCCCACAGUGGAGGUUCCCACGGCUCCCGGGCUGGACGUCGGCCUUCCACCCGCUUUGCCUGCCCUCACUGCGCCAAGGUGUGCAAGACGGCAGCCGCCCUGAGCCGCCACGGGCAGAGGCAUGCUGCUGAGCGGCCCGGGGGUACCCCCACACCUGUCAUUGCCUAUUCCAAGAGCAGCGCUGGCACCAGACCUGGGGAUGUCAAGGAGGAAGCCCCCCAAGAGAUGCAAGUCUCCUCAUCCAGCGGGGAGGCAGGUUGCGGGAGCGCUGCUGCUGAGGAAGCUUCCAAGACCGCCUCACUCCAGGACCCUGUCAUCUCGGGGGGUGAGGAGCCCCCAGUGGUGGCAGGAGCGGGCACCUAUGCAUACCCUCCUAUGCAGGAAUUUCCACUGGCUCUAAUUGGGAGUGGCCGGGAACCUGGCAGUGGCAGGGGAAAACCUGGGAGUGAGGGGCCAGUGGGGGCUGGGGAGGGAGACCGGAUGGAGGCGAUGGGGGCUGCCAAAGUCACCUUCUACCCCGAGCCCUACCCACUCGUCUAUGGCCCCCAGCUCCUUGCUGCCUACCCUUACAACUUCAGCAACUUGGCCGCUCUCCCGGUUGCUCUUAACAUGGUCCUACCUGAUGAGAAGGGAGGGGGGGCCCUUCCCUUCCUACCAGGGGUCUUUGGCUACGCAGUCAAUCCUCAAGCAGCACCCCCUACUCCCCCAACGCCACCCCCCCCAUCUCUCCCUCCACCAGUCCCCCCUAAGGGAGAAGGGGAAAGGGCAGGGGUUGAGAGAACCCAGAAGGGAGAUGUGGGGUGAGCUCUGGGCCCAGAUCUCCCCUUUCACCAGAUGCCACCCUCCCUGAACCCCCCGCCACUACCAGCUCCCUGGCUUCCCUGCCCCUUGGGAGUCCCUCCACACUCUUGUGCAGGGACGUGGGGGCCCCUGGAGCUCAGGGGUCAGGCUGCUUUGUGUGAGAUUGUAGUUUUCCCAUCUCCUGGGAAGGGAUCUUUGGUGGUUCCCCUCUCAGUUCUCCUCCAGGGAAUGGCCUCCAUGAGGGGCGGGGCCAGCUCCCAUCCCUUCUCCAGCCCUUGGGGCAACUGAGCAAUAUACUUAUAAGAAUCUCUACUCAUGGCCCCCACCAGCUCUGAAUGUCUAACCCUCCCCCCUAAUUCGUAAACCUAGGGGGAAACCAUCUCUCUCCCAUAGUGAUCCCCUCUCAUUCUGAAGCUUUCUCUAAGCCCUUCCCUAGAUGCUUCCUAGCACAUUCCAUUCUUCGUGGCCCAGGGCCUGGACCAGACCAUUGUGAUACCUGACCCCCCCCGGGCCCCC
Molecule: messenger RNA, 6681 nt
Organism: Diceros bicornis minor
Lineage: Eukaryota; Metazoa; Chordata; Mammalia; Perissodactyla; Rhinocerotidae
Gene: ZBTB4
Product: zinc finger and BTB domain containing 4
Exons: 4
Coding region: 3094-6168 (1024 amino acids)
Biological process (GO): regulation of DNA-templated transcription
Molecular function (GO): DNA-binding transcription factor activity, RNA polymerase II-specific; protein binding; RNA polymerase II cis-regulatory region sequence-specific DNA binding
Source: RefSeq, a predicted model, not a curated record